Megalops cyprinoides (Indo-Pacific tarpon) is the source of this 1621-nucleotide messenger RNA. RefSeq names its product coagulation factor VII-like. The coding region runs from base 72 to 1466 and encodes 464 amino acids. The record is from RefSeq and is a predicted model, not a curated record. The transcript has 8 exons. Gene Ontology annotation, cellular component: extracellular region. Gene Ontology annotation, molecular function: calcium ion binding; serine-type endopeptidase activity. NCBI's taxonomy places the organism in Eukaryota, Metazoa, Chordata, Actinopteri, Elopiformes, Megalopidae. Gene Ontology annotation, biological process: blood coagulation; proteolysis.
ACGGGAGAGGGGGCUCAGACUGCAUUAAACCUGUGUGGAGCUGAGUUUGCGCUUCAAACUCAACUUUCACGAUGUUGCUGGCUAUAGUCUGUGCUACCCUGGCGUUUUCUUACCACGUAUCGGGCGGAGUGUUUGUAAAGAAAGAUGACGCACACGUGUUGCUGCACCGCUCCAGACGCGCGAAUACGGGCUUCUUGGAGGAAAUGAAGCAGGGCAACCUGGAGCGCGAGUGCAUCGAGGAAAUCUGCGACUACGAGGAGGCCCGCGAGGUGUUCGAGGACGACGCCAAAACGAAAGCAUUUUGGAUGGAAUACAAGGAUCGUGACCCCUGUCUUGCUAAUCCAUGCCUGAAUAGAGGGAUAUGUAUUUACGUGGCCAAUUCAUACGAGUGUGUGUGUCCUGAUGGCUUUGAGGGGAAAUACUGCCAAGAAGUGGUUGAGGACACGCUGAAGUGCCUGUACCUGAAUGGAGGGUGUCAGCACUUCUGCAAUGGCACAGGUGUGCGACGCAGGUGCGAGUGUGCUGAGGGGUACGCCCUCGGAGACGAUAGGAAGGAGUGUGUUGCUCAAGUGCAGUAUCCCUGUGGCAGCAUCCCACUCCUGAAUAAGACAGCCCAAAUGCAAGUGAGGGUUGUGGGCGGGAGCCACUGUCCCAAAGGGCACUGCCCCUGGCAGGUUCUGUUGGAGUACAAAGGACGCAGCCUCUGUGGAGGGGCCAUAGUUCACCCUGACUGGGUCAUCACUGCUGCUCACUGCGUGGACGGGAGCAAGGUCACAGAGCUAAGGGUGGUCGCAGGGGAACAUGACCUGCAGGUGGAGGAGGGCACAGAGCAGAGGAUUCCUGUCGCCCAGGUGAUCAUGCACGAGCGCUACGAUGCCGCGUCGGGCGACAGCGACAUCGCCCUGCUUCGGCUGCAGGAGCCGGUGGUGCUCUCGCCCCACGCUGUGCCUGUGUGCCUGCCGCGGCAGGACUUCUCCGAGCGCGAGCUGGCGGCCGUCCGCUUCUCCACCGUCAGUGGCUGGGGGAGCCUCACCGAGGGGGGGAAUGCCUCGCCCCCGGGCCCGCCCCGGCCACUCUCACCCGUCCUGCGCAGGCUGGCCGUGCCCCGUAUCCCAAUGGCGGAGUGCGCCCUGAGCAGCGGGGUCAACCUCACCCGAAACAUGUUCUGCGCCGGGUACCUGGAGGGGACACAGGAGUCCUGCCAUGGGGACGACGGCAGCCCCCUGGUCACCCAGUUCCAUGACACUGCCUUCCUGACGGGCGUGGUCGGGUGGGGCAGGGGCUGCGCCCGCCCGGGUUACUAUGGCAUUUACACCAAGGUGGAUAAUUUCCUGGACUGGCUGUGGGAGCACAUGAGUGCACCCCCCACCGUGGGCGUGGCAGCUGCAGGGACGCAGAACCACACUGCCCCCCACCCUGAGGCCUCCACAGCACCCCCUGCUGACCAAAAGAAGACACAACUCUAACGUCGCUCUCACAGCACAUACCCUACACCUGAUGUAACUCUUUAUGUGUUUUAUAUCUUCUGUCACAUUUAAAAGAGCAUGGCAUGAACAGCUUCUUCACAUUCUGAUGAGGAUAUGAUGUGAAAAGACAGUCAUGUGGAAAUAAAACGUCACAU